Messenger RNA from Ananas comosus (pineapple), 2731 nucleotides. RefSeq names its product transcription factor TFIIIB component B'' homolog. The record is from RefSeq and is a predicted model, not a curated record. Gene Ontology annotation, biological process: RNA polymerase III preinitiation complex assembly. The transcript is spliced from 17 exons. The coding region runs from base 129 to 2339 and encodes 736 amino acids. NCBI's taxonomy places the organism in Eukaryota, Viridiplantae, Streptophyta, Magnoliopsida, Poales, Bromeliaceae. Gene Ontology annotation, molecular function: TFIIIC-class transcription factor complex binding. Gene Ontology annotation, cellular component: transcription factor TFIIIB complex.
CUCUCUCUCUCUCUCUCGCAUCCCUCUCUCUCUCCUUCCCCGCAUCCCUCGCUCUCUCCUCCGCCGCCGCCGCGGUGUCGAGUGGCUGCGCCGCCGCAAUCGGCCUCCGAUCACCCUCCUCCGAGAGCAUGGUUGCUGAAUUGGAUUUUCUCGACGAUAUUUUUCUCGAACCAAAAGAAAACACUGAGAAAAAUGUGGGUAAAUUCCGUCCGAAGGUGCGUGCUAAAACCGCCAAAGCGGCAACCAAACCCUCUGAAACUGCUGCUUCCGCCAGUACUUCUUCUAGCACCCAAAAGCCUCAGUCGCAUGAUUCCAAUGUUAAGCAGAAGGAACAGGUUUUGGAGCCACAUAAAGGAAGCUCGGGAGAGGAUGCAGGUAUGCCUGUUGGGCUGGACUCUAAUGUUGAUCCCGUAAGUCCUUCCUCAGCAGACCAAGGAGCCCCAAACAAAAAUGAAGAAUCACUUGUCCACACUGAGGCGUCUCAUGAUGUUCGACAAGUUUACGAGGGUGAUGUUGAUAUGCAGAUGCACCAUGAUAAAUCAGAAGCUCAGGAAGUGUUGGAAACAUUCAGCUUGGAGUCUGGGGCAAGAGCUCUUUCUCAGGUUGCCGGAACCUCUGGUGUAAAUUUGAUGGAGACAUGUUUUCGGAUCAAUGAUGUUAAUUCUUCUGGAAAUGAGUCCGUUCCUGCAGUAAAUCUCAGCAGUAGCUCUCCAACAAAAACUAACACGAAUGAGCAACCUCUUGUGGAAUCAGAAGAACUAGUAAACAAUUUAAAAGAUUCUAUUGAUGGAUCUCAGGACAGAGAGAACGAUCAUAAUUCACAUGCUCUUCCUGGUCAAGGAAUUGAUGAACUGGGAGCUAAUAUGCUUGCUAACAUGGAAUCACUUGAUGAUUUCUCCUCACAGCCCAAUGCUACUGGCGCAGUUAACAAUGGUGAGAAGGUCCAACCUAAGCGACAGCAAAAAGAAGGAAAAAGGAAAUCGGUGUCUUUUGUUCUUCCUGAUGCUAAUGAUUCUGCAGCUCCUACAGAAAACUAUACUGAGCAAUCCAACCCUAUUGAAACAGAUAUUCCCUCCCAAGAUACAAUGGCCUGUGAAAAUUUGGAAGAUGGCCUGGAUUCAUCACCUAUGCCUGAUGAUUGGUUUGCUGACUUUGUUAUGAAGCCAACCAAAGAAAAUGAUAUCAGCAAAGAUCAGUUUUUUAACGAUUUUGAUGAUACUGGUAACCAAAAUGUUGAAGAACCAAAUCCAGAAACUGCUGAAGAAGUUGGAGCUACCAAAUCAUCUAGGAAUUUGAGAAAGAAGUCCAAAGAGAAAGCAGAUGUUGAUUCGGAUAUCAGGACAUGUAAUCUUUCUGAAAUGGAUGAAGUUCUUAGUGAUGAUAAUGAUGAAGAUGAUGAUUAUAAUGGCAAAGAUGCAGAAAAGAGGAAGAGGGUCCCAAGAAAGUCGAGGAAGCAAAAGGAUGAAAGUGAGACAUCAAAUCAGAGGCGCAAGAGAACCUCCAAGAAAUCCAACUCAUUUGUAGAAGAAUCGCCAAAGAAGUUUUCCCAUGCUCUACGUCGAAAGAGACGGAGAGUGGACAAGGUUUUGCUUGAAACGCCUCAGAACGAGAUUGAUCGAAGGCAGAUUAGCAUAAGGAAUCUCAUAUUGCUAGCAGAGAAUAAUGAGAAAAAUUGGAGUAAACAAGCAGCAGCUGGUCAAAGUGUUUACAGAAGAAAAAAUCCAGAUGACUUUGAUUUUUUCGGCGGUGAAGAAGAAAAUCAUGAUAACGAGGAAAAUGGCGGCGCUCAGCCAAGUUCCACAAAAUUGAAUUACCACUCUUAUAUGAAUAGAGCGAAGUCAAAAAGAUGGUCAAAAUUGGAAACAGAAAUGUUUUACAAAGCUAUUCAGCAGUUUGGAACAGACUUUGAAAUGAUACUACAGCUAUUCCCUGGUCGUACACGUCACGAAUUGAAAGCUAAAUAUAAAAACGAGGAGCGGAAACAUCCUUUAGAAGUCCGUGAUGCUUUAAUUUAUCGCUCUAAAGAUCAUUCGCAUUAUGAAGAGUUAAUUCAAAAGCUGCAAAUUCAACCCGAGGAGAACCCCCAAAGAGAUACAACCGCUAAUCAGGAGACGGAAUCGCAAGACGGGAUAUCGGAAAAUGUUGAGGAUUGGUUUGAGGAGUUCACUAAGAAGACAGAACAAGAGGAGGCCAAUGAAUGGGAAGAUAGAGAAAAUAGGCCUAUGAGUUCUAAUGAUGAGAAAAAUGAGGCUCAGACCCCUGCAGAGGUGGAUGAUUUUGAUACUGCUUUUGAUUCUGACAUCCGAGACGUGGAAAAGGACUUUUUUGAGGGCUUUUGAACUACCAAGAAAGAGGAGCAGCUUGGUCACUUCUACUAGUGAGUUUCCACUUUACCUACCCCUUAAAUGUACCCAAAAAACAUCUGAGCAUUGUGACUAACGAGCCACAGUCGAUUUGGAUCAGUCCUUUUGAUCUUUUUGUAUGAUUGGCUAGCGGGGUGCAGGAAUAGGUUGGUCGAGGUAGUUUGUGGCAAAAUUGUGACAACAUUUAACCCAUGUCGUAUAUAAUGAUGCAGCCAGGCUGAUCGCGUAUAAUGUGAGAAAGUAAGAAGUAUUCGUUAGAUUAGUUGUUCUUUUUGUAUACAACUUUUUGUAGGGGAUAUUUUGUACAUUGAAUGCAUACAAUUCAGCUUUAGCUUAAUAUAAUGCUUUUCAGAUGAGUCUAAUGAUUC